Messenger RNA from Knipowitschia caucasica, 807 nucleotides. NCBI's taxonomy places the organism in Eukaryota, Metazoa, Chordata, Actinopteri, Gobiiformes, Gobiidae. The record is from the annotation of a GenBank genome assembly.
AUGAUUGUGGACUUCAGGAAGAGCACUGUCCCCCCACCCCCACCCUCCGUGAUGGACUCCCCCAUCACCUCUGUGGAGUCCUUCCGUUUCCUGGGCACCACCAUCACCCAGGACCUCAAGUGGGAGCCGACCAUCAGCUCCCUCAUCAAGAAGGCCCAGCAGAGGAUGUACUUCCUGCGGCAGCUCAGGAAAGCCAAGCUGCCUGCACAGAUGUUGGUGCAGUUCUACACGGCCAUCAUCGAGUCCAUCCUCACCUCCUCCGUCACUGUGUGGUUCGCUGGAGCCACAGUCAGGGACAAACAGAGACUACAGCGCAUUGUGCGCUCUGCAGAGGAAGUGAUUGGCCGCAGCCUUCCAUCGCUGCAGGACCUACACUACCACAGCAUGGAGGUUUUCACCCUCUAUGACCUCUACAGCCUGAACGGGACCAAAGUGGCCGAGGGGCACAAGGCCAGCUUCUGCCUGGAGGACUCUGAGUGUGACGAAGGCAUCGAAAAGAGAUAUGAGUGUGCAAACUUUGGGGACCAGGGCAUCACGGUGGGCUGCUGGGACACGUACAGACACGACAUCGACUGUCAGUGGGUGGACAUCACUGAGGUCAAGCCCGGAGACUACAUCUUCCAGAUUGUCAUAAACCCAAACUUUGAGGUGCCCGAGUCUGAUUAUUCCAAUAACAUUGUGAAGUGCAGGUGUCGAUACGACGGCCACCGAGUCUGGAUGUACAACUGUCAUAACGGAGGUUCUCUGAGCGAGGAGACGGAGCAGACAUUCCCAGGUCUCAUCAACAACCAGAUCACCCACAGGUAA